CGACCAUACUUGAUCUCUACAUCCACUACGCGGUGUCAUGAUUGAUGCUGCUACUGCUACAACCUUUACCGUCUAUCGAUGCUUCCACCUCGGUCUCUGUCACAACAACGCGUCUGCCUUGAAACGCCUCAAUCUACGCGUGUCCAGCAGUGGCAUAAGUCAUCAGUCCCCACCAACUACCAGCUGCUGUAACUGACUACCAGGUCCACUAAACCUACCAACACGGACAGGCGAGGGCGAACGCGACGACCCUCGUGAUCUGUUGCUGUUACCGUCGUUUCGUUGUCUACAUUCUCACCGAUAUCCUCUCCCUGUUUCCUUCACGGGUUCAUACACAUACCUAGUAACCUCCACCAUUCCCUCGAGAACCAGGUUUUGAAUCAUCCACCCGAUAUUGCCGAGGCGGCCGACCACGACACGAGCAUGCAGCAUGCCGUUACGCAUGCGUCAACCAUGCUGGAUCCACACCCGUUGACACUGGCGCCCCCGGAAGCCGCGAUUACAAACCUUGCACGCAGUUCUGAAGAUUCGAAUACCUCACAGCAGAUCCCAUUGAACAUAUCGACGAGCGAUGUGUCCAGCACAGCGGCAUUACCCACUGUACCCGACGAGGAGGAGGAUACACCACCCACCUCGACCACGUCGAGCCAGCUGGGGUCGCAGGAGACGCGGUCUAUAGAGUUGCAGGAACAGAAGGAGUCGACGGAGAACCUUGCAGUUACAGAUGCUGUGCAAGAACACCGUUCAAAUACCAAUUCACAAAGUCCUCCGCCGAACAGUCUCUCCGGAGCAAAACGCACAGCAAGUGGCGAGGUGAAAAGGUCGAGUGUCAACGGACUUGCAGACGUCGUGAGCCAGUCUAAAGGGUUUGGCCAUGCCCGAACGACAAGCAGUGUAUCAAAUGGCAAUAUCUCAGAGGUAGGAUUGGCCAGAGCAACCACGGCGAAUCCAGGGACUGACACAGACCAGCUCUCACAACAGCUACGUACCCGACUAAAAUACGCAAUGAUCAAAGUGCAGAAUGGCUGGCAGACACGUUCCCUCGAUGAAGUCGAAUCCCUAGCCUCACAAUCCCCGCGGUCCACCGUUUCUGGAUUCCCAAACUCGCCUCGUCCACGCGGUCUGCUCUCCCCCCGAACAGUCAUGUCCAGGAGUUACGGACGAGAGUCGAGCGAGAGCGACUCAUCCGACAGCACACUAGAAACCCGAGCUCUGGUGACUCUGAACAGUCCACAAGUAUCUUCACGACGCGCUCUCGCACCUCCGGUUGAUAUUGUUCCGAGCUCUCGGCGUCGGGCAACACCAAAUGGUACCUAUCAAAACACACACAGUGCUCGACACACGUCGCAGUCGUCGCGUCCUCCCACGAGUCACCGAACACCAAGCCAGAAUGCAGCAAUGGAAGCAGACGCGGUCGAGACGCUUCUUUUCAUGGCCAGCCCCAAUAAUUCAGGAUACAAUCCCAGCCUGUCGCAAGAUUCUACUAUCCGAUCGACACAGACAUUUGCGGCUUCACAAUUGACAUCUCCAUUGCGGACCCAGUUUAGUCAGACGUCCAUGACAUCGCCUAAGAGAGUUGCCUUUUCUAAUGGACGACCGGUGUAUGAUAAAGCUGCCAUUAUUGAUCGCAUGUUGAAUGACUUGUCAGAUGACAGUGAUGAGGAAUUGGAGCGUGCUUUUGAACUCGCGGAGAAGUCCAAAAUUUCAUCGGCCGCCACCGCGGCGGCACCACCAGCAGCAUCUACUGUAUUGACGUGAAAUUUCGGUCUGGCUGUGAGUCGGAAUAUUUGGGAUUUGUACCUGCAUUGUUGGUUCUGUUGCGCAUGUGAGCAUUGGCAUUGGGACCGGAAUUUUGGAUACAUCUGGCGGUCGUCAGAUGGCAUUUGGUCUUCGGUGUUCUUUCUUGGUGGCCAAGGGGCACCUAGGUAAGGUAAGACAACCUUGCGUGCCUUGUGAUUAUCGUUAUCAUAUGGAUGCUACCAAUGGAGCCAUGUUUUGUGAGACACAGAGCCCCCGAUAGGGGAGGCACUUGAUGACCCGGCUGAAUGAUCUUUUUUUGUAUAUAAGCGAGUUUAUUGGAGGAAACAUUUUUGGUCUUGAGAGUGCGAUACAGUUGCAGAUACCACACCAUCAUGGGCAUUUGAAAUUUAUGGAUCGGAU
Molecule: messenger RNA, 2160 nt
Organism: Exophiala oligosperma
Lineage: Eukaryota; Fungi; Ascomycota; Eurotiomycetes; Chaetothyriales; Herpotrichiellaceae
Exons: 1
Coding region: 424-1758 (444 amino acids)
Cellular component (GO): SBF transcription complex; cytoplasm
Molecular function (GO): transcription coregulator activity
Source: RefSeq, a predicted model, not a curated record